AUGUAUAUAGAAGCAUCCCGACGAAAAACAGGUGACAAUGCUAAGCUAGAACUGAGAUCUGGUUUACCUACUGGCAAAUCAUCAUCAUCAGAGCUAGUAAUACAAGGAACGGGUCUGACAAUUUACUUUUCAGAAUGUAAAAUAUUAAUUUAAAAGUUAUAAUCUCAAAAUGUCAAAAUGACACAAUGAAGUGACUGAGGGAUGGCGUUUCUCAAGGGUUAUAAACAGCCUUUUUAAUCAUGCGUUUGGAAGAUGGUGCUAGAAUAAUGGCGUAUUUCAAAACACUCACUAGAGUAAAAGUAGCGACAUCGCAGAGUUAAGCUAAGUUAUUUGAAAUGUGUCAAGUAUUUACCUUAACAAGUAGAAAAGUGAUGGAUGGUAUCACCUUCUUAACAUGCAAGCAUCUAAGGAUGCGGGUUGCUCUUCGCCUGGUAUAUAAAGGAAAGUUAUGCUGGGGGCAGGGCUAAAGAAGACUGGCAUCACUCUCAGAGAGAGGAGGAGAAGGAGAAAGUAGUAUCUCUGUUGGUGAUGAUACCUUCAAGUGUGUUCAAAACUAAUAGCUGUCAUACUAAAAGAGGUAGCGUUAACUGCGAAUCCACUUAGCAUUGGUGUUUUGGCUUAAUAUUUAUCGGCUUCUCUUUCAUCUGACAGGUUGUGUUUGAAGGUGUUGUUGGUAGGGGCUACCUUUCAGACAUUGCUAUCGAUGAGAUCAAGACAGAAACCUGUGGGGGAGGGGGAGGAGGUGACGGAAGUAAGUACCCUCAAUCCCGCUUUCUUUCAUGUCGUGAAAUUACUAAAACAGCCAAACAUUAUGAAUGUAUAACAAAUUUCAUACAUCGCUUUCAUCAACAGCUGUUCCACCACCUUCACAACCAAGCACCACAACAAAAGCACCAGAGACACCGCUUCCUCCUUUCAGUAAGUUACCAAGAAAUUUGCACCAAAAUUCUGCUCGCUACUCCAUCAGCGGAGGUCGCUAGGACAUUAAGCACCAGCUCAUCUCUUAGACAAUAAAGACUCUGCCCAAAAUCAGAUGCAAAUGUUAUUUUGUUAGGUAAUUGUGGCAUUCGUCCCUCUACAAGAAUUGUUGGUGGUGUGGACUCAUCUCCAGGAGACUGGCCAUGGCAGGCCAUGUUGACGUCAUCUCCAAAUGGUUACAUGUUCUGUGGUGGAUCAUUGGUUGCUCCUCAGUGGCUAGUUACAGCUAGUCAUUGUGUUAAAGGAACUUCAGCAGCCUCCAUUUACGUUCGGUAUAAGUCAUUCAUUUUAUCUAUUUCUAGCUUAAAUGAUGAGCACCCUUAGAGUCAAUCUGGCACUCCGUUAUGUAUAUCUACAUCACCUAAUGCCUACAUCAAUAUAUAUUAUGGAUAAAAGCGGGUUAAAAUGACGUUUAUUCUGUCCUUACUUACCCAUAUCUAGAGACUGUAAUCUCACCAAGCAAGAAAUUCUGACAAAGGAAAAGCCCAAAAACAAUCCUCACAAGACAAGAUUUUCAUUCAUUUUUUUUAUUUGUGACGACCGCUCUUGUUGGUAAACCAUUUCUAAAUGUUCUAGUUUAUUUUGCUUUCUGUAACAGCUCUAUUGCGGUUUUGCUUAUGGGAGCUCAGUCUUGACGCGUAGAUAAAUCCACCUCGUGUUGGUAUGCCAUGGUCCAAGUACUAUCUGGCGACUUAAACUUUAAAUCGCACUAAUUAAGGGUUUAUACUCAGGGCACUUUGCACUUCUAUUAUGUUAAUAUUAUUUUUCCUUUCUGAAAGACUUGGAGCCCAUAAAAGAACAGACACUGUGGGUACAGAACAAGACUUCAGAGUAACUAAAGUGAUCAUGCACCCCUUUUAUCACAAACCCAUUGGUAUGAGCCAUGACAUUGCCCUUCUCAAACUGGACCGACCGGCAGCACUGAACAAGUAAGCUCAGUAGAGACGUACUUCAAAACGUAAAAUAUGUUAAAUCUUCGGUAUAACAACUUGUCUAUCUAUGGCGUAAGGACUGUCAAACAGAUUUUUUUAAGAAAGGACGAAUUGCUAGUGACUAUUUUUGUCACUGGAUUUCACAUAGACAGGAAGUGUGGCAGGUUAGGGUGAGAAACAGAAAACGAAACAAAAAGGCAACAGAUCCAGGUGGGGACAAUUGAAACCAAGACAGCCCAAUCAAAUAUCUAUUCCACCCACCCCAAGAUUCAUUUCAGCACAUAGGUCAAAAUCCUUCCUUGAAAGUGGACCAUGUGGCCCAAAGUAAGGUAGCCUAAUCAGGCUCUUAAAAACAGCCACCAGCUGGCGCUUAAAAAAAUCUUAGUAAGGGUUUACACGUGUUUAAUGAUAAAUGACAAACUCGCAUGCUUGCCUUUCAUGUAUUUCAACAAUAGAUUCGUCAACUUGGUAUGCCUUCCAGGAUCCGUUCCAGCUCCUGUAGAAGGCAAGAAAUGUCGGAUCACCGGCUGGGGAAGGAACAGACCCAUUGGAGGCUCCAGUCCAGUUACCUUACAACAGGCGUCAGUGCCUAUUGUUGGCCGAAACCGCUGUGAAUGGGCUUAUCUUGGACGGAUUCAUGACUCCAUGAUCUGCGCUGGUCUGGAUCGGGGUGGUAUUGAUUCCUGUCAGGGAGAUAGUGGGGGCCCGAUGGUGUGUGAGGAAGGCGGGAGAUUUUACCUUCAGGGAGUAACAAGCUGGGGUCAGGGAUGCGUUAGACCAAAUAAGUAUGGCGUAUAUGCAAGAGUGAAAUAUGUUAUGGGUUGGCUUAAAAAGGAGAUGACCAGUAACUAG
Messenger RNA from Porites evermanni, 2762 nucleotides. The record is from the annotation of a GenBank genome assembly. Lineage: Eukaryota; Metazoa; Cnidaria; Anthozoa; Scleractinia; Poritidae.